Molecule: messenger RNA, 660 nt
Organism: Rotaria socialis
Lineage: Eukaryota; Metazoa; Rotifera; Eurotatoria; Philodinida; Philodinidae
Source: the annotation of a GenBank genome assembly
AUGACACGACUUCGUACAUUUACUUUUUAUGUUAGUACUGAAAAUUAUGUCCAUGAUUCAACUCUUCGCCUGUCUAAUAAUGAUAUCCAAGAAACUUUUAAAAAUAUGGAAAAUCAACAAGUCAAUUGUAUUGUAGACUUUGUUGACGAUGUCUAUGUCUUAUGCAAGGUCUUCUCACUUCCAUUUAGAUUAGAUCAUUUCGAAUGGAUUACGAAUACUUUUUCGACAAUGAUAUUCAAUUCUGUAACUUAUUUGAUGUUGUUUGAUAGAGUUUCAUUCAAACAUGAAUUCUUCGUUCGGGUUGCUCGAGCUUUUCCAUUACUUAAAUAUUUAUCUGUUCACAAUGGCAAAGCACCAUUUUGGAGAUUCCCGAAGCCUCAUCCUGUCGACAACUAUUCACCAAUUGCAGAAUAUCUUCAUCUUAUUUCACUACACUUUGGUUUUGUCAGUAAUUGUUAUGUUGAUCAAUUUCUCAAUGAAACAAAAACAAAUUUACCUCGUCUAAUCGAAUUAAAAAUCAAUUAUAGACAAUUAAAAAGUGCGACAGAGAAUUUUACAAGAAAUGAAACGCGACGCAAUUAUGCUAUGGUGAAACGAUUAAUUGUCGCAAAUUCAAUAGUUUUUUCAGAAGAUGUUUAUCGCUAUUUUCCUUCAUCGUAA